This is a messenger RNA of Penicillium coprophilum, 1533 nucleotides long. Its product is annotated as putative RecQ family helicase RecQ. Gene Ontology annotation, cellular component: cytoplasm; chromosome. Gene Ontology annotation, biological process: double-strand break repair via homologous recombination. The coding region runs from base 1 to 1533 and encodes 510 amino acids. The transcript is spliced from 4 exons. Lineage: Eukaryota; Fungi; Ascomycota; Eurotiomycetes; Eurotiales; Aspergillaceae. The record is from RefSeq and is a predicted model, not a curated record. Gene Ontology annotation, molecular function: 3'-5' DNA helicase activity; ATP binding; nucleic acid binding.
AUGGACGAUAAUCCGGCGGUGACGCGUCAAAUAGCCAAUAUGCGAUGGGUUUUGAAACACACCUUCAAAAAGAAUGAUUUUCGUCCACUUCAACGGGAAGUGAUUUCCUCCGUCAUCCAAGGGCAGGAUGUCUUCCUUCAAGCAUGCACUUCGUUUGGAAAGAGCUUGUGCUAUCAACUACCUGCAGUACUCAAGGAUUGGGGGCUGACUGUCGUGGUUUGUCCACUUCUCUCACUGAUGACAGAUCAAGUAAACACAUUGAAAGCUCUUGGUGUAUCAGUCGCCACGAUUAAUUCAAAUACUACUCAUGAUGAGAGGCAGCGCGUUUUCGAGGACAUGCUAUGUGGCCACCCGAGCACACGUCUUCUUUAUGUAACACCGGAGCUAUGCCAGACGGACAACUUCCGCCGCCGCCUGCUCAUAGUUCACAAGCAAGGUCAGCUUAUACGCGUUGCCAUUGAUGAAGCGCAUUGCAUAAGUGAAUGGGGUCAUGACUUCCGGCCAGCUUAUAAAGAGCUUGGCUGGUUCAGAAGGAAUCUCGUCGAUCCAACUGUCCCCAUUACUGCUUUGACUGCGACUGCGACCCCCCGAGUUCGCUCAGACAUGAUCAACAUCUUAGGGCUGGAUCUUGAGAAUCUCCGGCUGUUCAACACUCCGUCGGACCGACCAAAUAUUCACUACGAAGUUCGAUACCUUGCAGAUUUCGCCGGUGAUAACAAUAGCGCAGAAGAGAGCCAGCUGCAAAACCUACUGAGAUGGCUCAGCGGCAUCAAAACCCGACGAGAAGCCCGACUUGGCGGCGGAGUGGCACUACUCCCUCCAAUGUCGGGAAUCGUAUAUGUGGGGACUCGAGCUAUGGCUGAGCAUCUCGCCAGCCGGCUAUCCCAUUCCUCGGACGAGAUGGUCACGGCGGUGGCAUACCACGCCGGCGUGGAAGCCACCAAGCGCGCACACAUUCAAUCAACAUGGAAGUCGUCUCGGCCAUUCCAGCCAGCUGAUGGGGGAAAGACACCCGUUUUCUCCAUUAUCGUGGCAACCAAUGCCUUCGGGAUGGGCAUCGAUAAUCCAGAUGUCCGCUUCGUUGUGCAUUGGACGCCACCGCGAAGCUUCGAAAGUUUUGUCCAAGAGUCGGGUCGUGCAGGUCGAGACGGCCGCGCCGCUGCCUCACUUGUCUACUACGGAAUUCAAGAGAGAAACUUCAUAGAGACUAUGAUCCACCGCGAUACUGAAUCUCACCGUGCAAAGGGCCCCGAAAAUCGAGAGGCUAAGCUUGAAAGCUUCGGCAAGGUAAUUCGGUACUGUGAGAGUAUUAGGAGGUGUAGACACGAACUGAUCAAAGAGUUCUUUGGAGAUUUCGAGCUGGAAGAAAUGGGAUCACAACUGCCGGCCAGAGAGGGUUUGUCGGUUACGAGCUCAUCCCCUUGCGACUUCGCCUGCGAUUUCUGCAAAGAGGGUCCUGCCGGGUUGACAAAGCGCCGGGAGAAAAUGGCAUCCGAGACUCAGAUGGCUCUCCUAUACGCAGAUUUCGACUGA